Dendronephthya gigantea is the source of this 1518-nucleotide messenger RNA. Its product is annotated as sporozoite surface protein 2-like. Lineage: Eukaryota; Metazoa; Cnidaria; Anthozoa; Malacalcyonacea; Nephtheidae. The transcript has a single exon. The record is from RefSeq and is a predicted model, not a curated record. Bases 1 to 1518 code for a protein of 505 amino acids.
AUGCCAGGUACUAAAAGAUCAUUCGAACAUGCGGAGAUGCACUCCGAAGCGCAACCUCCACAAGAAAGUCAGGAGAUACUUCCUGAUGAGGAACGUGUUCUGAUGCGUCUGGCUCCCAGACUUCACAGAGUCCGUGCCACAACGGACCAGUAUUCAUUCGCGGGGGCUGAGGAUAAUUUAAAACGUAACUUUUUGAAAAAGCCACUUUCUCCUGGAAUACACAGUCCAUUAAACAAUGCACCUCCUCCAGUACUACGUAACUCAUUGAAUAAUCCACUUCCUCCUGGAAUACGUAACUCAUUGGACAAUCCACUUUUUCCUGGAAAACGUAACUCGUUGAACAAUCCACUUCCAACUGGAGAACGUAACUCAUUGAACAACCCACUUCCUCCUGGAAUACGUAACUCAUUGGACAAUCCACUUCCUCCUGGAGUACGUAACUCAUUGAACAAUCCACUUCCUCCUGGAAAACGUAACUCAUUGAACAACCCACUUCCUCCUGGAAAACGUAACUCAUUGGACAACCCACUUCCUCCUGGAAAACGUAACUCAUUGGACAACCCACUUCCUCCUGGAAAACGUAGCUCAUUGAACAAUCCACUUCCUCCUGGAAUACGUAACUCAUUGAACAAUCCACUUCCUCCUGGAAUACACAGUCCAUUGAACAAUCCACUUCCUCCUGGAAAACGUAACUCAUUGAGCAACCCACUUCCUCCUGGAGUACGUAACUCAUUGAACAAUCCACUUCCUCCUGGAAAACGUAACUCAUUGAGCAACCCACUUCCUCCUGGAAAACGUAACUCAUUGAACAACCCACUUCCUCCUGGAAAACGUAACUCAUUGGACAAUCCACUUCCUCCUGGAAAACGUAACUCAUUGGACAAUUCACUUCCUCCUGGAAAACGUAAUUCAUUGGACAACCCACUUCCUCCUGGAAAACGUAGUUCAUUGAACAAUCCACUUCCUCCUGGAAAACGUAGCUCAUUGAACAAUCCACUUCCUCCUGGAAUACGUAACUCAUUGGACAACCCACUUCCUCCUGGAAAACGUAACUCAUUGAACAAUCCACUUCCUCCUGGAAAACGUAGCUCAUUGAACAAUCCACUUCCUCCUGGAAUACGUAGCUCAUUUAAAAUCCGACUUCCUCCUGGAAUGAGUAGCUCAUUGAAAAAUCCACUCCCUCCCGGAAAACGUAACUCAUUGAACAACCCACUUCCUCCUGGAAUACACAGUCCAUUGAACAAUCCACUUCCUCCUGGAAUACGUAACUCAUUGAACAAUCCACUUCCUCCUGGAAAACGUAACUCAUUGAACAAUCCACUUCCAACUGAAACCCGUAACUCAUUGAACAAUCCACUUCCUCCUGGAAAACGAAACUUAUUGAACGAUCCACUGCCUCUUGGGAAACGUAACUCAUUGGGCGAUCAACUUCCUCCUGGAAAACGUAACUCAUUCAACAAUCCACUUCCUCCUGGGGAACGUAACUCAUUGAACAAUCCACUUCCUCCUGAAAAAUAA